Xiphias gladius (swordfish) is the source of this 1705-nucleotide messenger RNA. RefSeq names its product peptide deformylase, mitochondrial (gene pdf). Gene Ontology annotation, biological process: peptidyl-methionine modification; N-terminal protein amino acid modification. Gene Ontology annotation, cellular component: mitochondrion. The record is from RefSeq and is a predicted model, not a curated record. Gene Ontology annotation, molecular function: peptide deformylase activity. Bases 194 to 973 code for a protein of 259 amino acids. NCBI's taxonomy places the organism in Eukaryota, Metazoa, Chordata, Actinopteri, Istiophoriformes, Xiphiidae. The transcript is spliced from 3 exons.
UUGUGAAGUGUAUUGUGCAGUGCGACGUCGUUGACCUGGAACUCGUUUUACAGAGCUGUGAUUACUCCACUCGUUUUGACUUUCUGUUCUGGACUUGUGGUGAUCUGUCCCAGUUACCAUGGAAGCGUAAGAGUUGAUUAAGCACUGUGCAUCACCCCCUGAUGUGAUCCAUCAUCCCAGCUGCAGCUCCACCAUGAACACAAAAUCAUCUCUGCUCCAGCUCUCCAGUAUGGGGCUCAGGCUUUGCACAUCCAAAGCCCCCAACUGCAGAGCUGGAGCCUGGAGUUCAACAACAGUGACUUCCACCUGUCUUUCACAUAUCUCACCCUACUCACCUAUACCCUGCAGACGCUCUUACUGCAGCAAUGUCAAGGUGCGCUCCUAUCUUCAAUACAUAAAACGCAAGAUUAUAUCCCCUUCCGGUCCUCCGUAUAGUCAUGUGUGCCAAGUAGGGGACCCAGUGCUGCGCUCACAUGCAGCUGCUGUUGACCCUGCAGCUAUAACAGGCUCUGAGAUCCAGAAGGUCAUCAACACCAUGGUGAAAGUAAUGCGGAAACUUGAUUGUGUGGGACUGAGUGCACCUCAGGUUGGGGUGCCAAUCCGCAUCUUGGCCCUGGAAUAUCCUGAGAAGAUGUUGGAAGAGAGUUCGACCGCAUCGAGGGAUGUCCGUGGUCUCUCUGUCCAGCCCCUGAGGAUCUUUGUCAACCCCCAGCUGAGGGUGCUGGAUGGACGGACUGUGCUCUUUCAGGAAGCCUGUGAGAGCAUUUCAGGCUUCUCUGCCACUGUUCCUCGAUACCUGUCUGUGGAGGUGUCUGGUCUGAAUGAGAAGUGUGAAGCUGUCACGUGGCAGGCCAGUGGCUGGCCAGCUCGUAUCCUCCAACACGAGAUGGACCACCUGGAUGGGGUCCUCUACAUUGACCGCAUGGAAAGCAAGACCUUCAUCAACAUCAACUGGCAGAUACACAAUGAAUAGAAAAGACAAAUUGUCAGGCCAGAACACAAACAUUUACAUAAGGAUCUGUAAAACUGAUGAUAUGCAAUGAUUUAAGUUUUGCUCCACUCCGUCAUCUUUGAUCAGUCUACAUUGUGUCGAUAAAAGCUUGUACAUUUGCUUUUUUUGAGCAAUCAGUGUCUGCUUAAGCUUUCCUCUGAAGAAUCUUCUGGCUUGCAGAAAAUUAUACAUUUUGGUUUCUGGUUCUGGUUAGACUAAGAGCUGAGUAUCAAGAUAAUCAAAAACUGCCUCAAAUGAAAAUCCAUCGCUGCACUGGAUUUCUUUGGAACCGCAAAGCAAUUAUAUCACUUUAAAGUGUAAGCCAAAAAAAAAAAAAGCAAAGUUCUGUGGACCUCAGAAACAUGCUUGAUAAAUAAAUAAAUAGGCUGAUGAAAUGAGUGAAUCAUGCCUGCCACCACCACAAUAGAUAAAUACCACUAUGGUACUACUUAACAAAUUAGGGAAAAGUAUUUGUAGAGCAAAGAAUAUUGCCCAUUUUUCUUAAUGACUUUAAUUUGGUCAACCCUUGUAAAUACACUGAUGUAAACAUGAUUCAAAAUUUCCAAGUUAUCAGUAAAGGUCUUUGUACCAAACACUAUUUGGUAAAAAGAGAAUGGAAAAGUGCAUGAGUCUAUAUGAACGUAAUCACAUUUGGACAAGGAACUCAGGACAUGAGUGGGCAUGACUUGGAAAACAGUGGUUCUAACAGCUGAA